UCCACCAUUCUCGGAUAAACUGAGGAUAUUUUUCUGCUUCAACGGAAUCUAAAUAAGGGCUUGACUGCAAUUUCUUCGUCGCACUGAAGCGCCGCCACGGGCAGCGCCAUUAUUAAAACGAGGAUACCGGCGUGAGCGUGGUCGUUUCUGGUUACUAUGGAAACGCCGACGCCAAGCAUGCCGUCCUACGGUUUGUGCUGAAGAGACACACGUUCGUUGAUAUGGAGUUCACCGGAAGCAGUUAUGAUGGCGAGUACUAUAACGGCAGGAUGGAAGGGAAAGGGGAGUACACAUUCCCAACAGGGACAAAAUACAUUGGCGAGAUGAAGGAUGGUGUCUUUCACGGGAAAGGGGUAUUGUAUUUUCCAAAUGGGAGCAAAUACGAAGGGACCUGGGAGGAAGGACUAUCUAAACAGGGGAGCUACACCUUUGCUGAUGGGCUGAGGUACCAGGAGAAAAACUGGGACUUCUGUGUUGGAAAUGACAGGCAGUUUUACUCUGAACGAUGCAAUGGACUGAAACCCGCAGGUGAAUCCCAGCUGACGGAUUUGGACCCUUCACGAGUCAUUCCAGAAGGCUGCUAUGACUGCAGGGACGGAUUUUACAACCCCAAGACCAGAGUCAUCUCCAAUUACAAGUAUAAUUUCUUGAGGAAUGCAGAUGAUGAGGAACACGAGUGGAUCGUGCGCACCUGUCGGAAGAGCUGGGAUGAAGUUGUGGGCCAUCGGCGGGAGAAGCAAAACUGAGCACGAUCUUCGGAUACACAGCAUUGCUUUAUUGCAUAUUUGCUGCAAGUGCUCAUGUUUCGUGGAAUAUAAAAACCCUACAUGGACAUAAGCAUGGCAUGAAUAUGAGUUAUUUUUGGAACCUCCCCACAUCAGCAAUGAAUGUGUCAAUACACAGUGUUCAGAAUAUUCACUUG
Messenger RNA from Scleropages formosus (Asian bonytongue), 922 nucleotides. RefSeq names its product MORN repeat containing 5 (gene morn5). The transcript has 5 exons. Bases 222 to 746 code for a protein of 174 amino acids. The record is from RefSeq and is a predicted model, not a curated record. NCBI's taxonomy places the organism in Eukaryota, Metazoa, Chordata, Actinopteri, Osteoglossiformes, Osteoglossidae.